AUGAGUUCUACAAAGGAUGGAUCUCAAAUUUCUAGUAGCACUGGUCUCAAUGUAGUACUCACACCCAUCAAAGUGGCGGAAUUAGUUCGGCAACUGGCGGAGGCGCAGUACGAGUCAAAGGUGUUGAGGCAUCGGAUUGAGUCGCACCAUCGCGAAAGCGACUUUUUCCAACACGGCACGAUUAAUCAGCACGAUGGAGGAAGCACUGGCAGUCUUGCCGUGGAAAACGAGCAUUUGUAUACUUCUAAUGGGAUGGGCGACACCGUCAGUAUUAAUUAUACUACACGACACCAGAAUGAGUGUUCGGAGGGAGCAAAUGUAACGAAAGAUAUGUCGGGGUCGAUUUUCGCCUGUGGUGAGCACCAGUCAUGCCCACCGGAGUGCUGCAGUACCAAGCCACCGUCCACAUGUCGUCCAGCUGUCGGCGCCGAUGAGAAAUUGACAGUUGCACGGGAGGGGGUCAAUGCCACCUGUAGCGACGCUUCGACUAACCACUGGAAGAAGAAAUAUGCCCGACUGAAGCACUUUCACGACAAAACAAUGACUGAAAGUGAUGCACAGCUUCGGGAGGUGCAACAGCUUGUGUUUCGGAUAAGUGAGGAGCAGGAAGCUUUAUAUCAUCGCCACGAAAUUCGUAUUCUUCAGCAAAAAUUAGAGCAUGAACGCAGUCACAGGCUUCUCCUUGAAACUAAUAUGAAAUCUCUCAAAGAGGAGGCUGCUAAAUGGAAGGAGCGUUACCUAAAUUUUGUCGAAGAACCGGCGGUGCAUUGGUUUCGAACGGUAGCAGGGGACGUCCGAGUCUCCGCCAAGUAUGGGUGUGCGCUAGGGAACGAGAAGCAACAACAAGUAGUAGACGGUUUAAAUGAGACAAAUUACACCUCCAAGUCACACGAUAGCAUUGCCGUUCCUGCAGUGGAUGUCUGCACGAUGCCUCGUCGCUACCCCAUUGCGCAGCAUCGCGGGUGUGUCAGUGCCACUCUUUUGAAUGUGGGGGGCGACUCGAUAGAUCAAGGGGAGCAUCACUUCAUUCAGCAACCGCCUUACUCUUUUGAAGGGAAAAUAGGUGCACACACCGAAACAGUUGGUGGUCACGAGUUGUGUCUUAGGAUGCACGGUAGCCAACGUUCUGUAGGCGUACAAGUGAGCUGUGGAAUGGCGACGGCCGAAACCCAAACCGAACCAGGUUCCCCGUCUGCUGUCCCUUUAAGGAGAUUGUGUGGCGACAGUCUGCGCACGAAUUGCGAGGCAGCAUGUUCGCGACUUGAUUUAUGGGCCACUGACCCUUCUGGUGUCGUCACUCCAACAUUUACCCCGACCGGGACUGUGCCUUUGCUGACUUCCACACAUCAUAUACCCCACAACUCACGGGUUCCGCCUGCCGUACCCGUUGAAGCAGGUGCUAACCCUGUUGGCCGCACAUGCUGCUUGCCAAUGUGUCAUAUUCGAAGUAAGGGCAAUUCUUCACCUGCUCCCGAUCAGUCGGUCGCUCUCCCGAUGACCAGCAGACAGUUGCCUACCGUACCUAUUUCCGUUGAAGAGGACAAUUGUGCAAGCGAUGACGCUCAUUCGUACCGAAAGUGUUUGGAGGAAAACAUAGCUCGGCAUGGUCAAUUAGUGCAAGCCGUCGCUAAGCUUCAGCAACAGGUACAACUUGCGGUUAAGAAACCUUAG
Trypanosoma brucei brucei TREU927 is the source of this 1671-nucleotide messenger RNA. RefSeq lists its product as hypothetical. The transcript has a single exon. Bases 1 to 1671 code for a protein of 556 amino acids. Lineage: Eukaryota; Euglenozoa; Kinetoplastea; Trypanosomatida; Trypanosomatidae. The record is from RefSeq and is a predicted model, not a curated record.